Messenger RNA from Triticum dicoccoides, 1345 nucleotides. Its product is annotated as basic leucine zipper 19-like. The record is from RefSeq and is a predicted model, not a curated record. NCBI's taxonomy places the organism in Eukaryota, Viridiplantae, Streptophyta, Magnoliopsida, Poales, Poaceae. Gene Ontology annotation, biological process: regulation of transcription by RNA polymerase II; DNA-templated transcription. Gene Ontology annotation, molecular function: RNA polymerase II cis-regulatory region sequence-specific DNA binding; DNA-binding transcription factor activity, RNA polymerase II-specific. Bases 141 to 887 code for a protein of 248 amino acids. The transcript is spliced from 3 exons.
ACGAAAACGUUGCUGGUUAUUCCCCACCGCGGCUCCGCCCACCAAUCGUCAUCGUCGUCCUCCUCAUCCAACAGAACGUCGGCGACCACAGCACGCGACUCCUCCUGUCUGAGCGCCGGUUUAAUUUGUUCUUGCGGACCAUGGACGACGGGGACAUAGAUUUCACCAAUCCGGAGACGUAUCUUUGCCCGGCCAUGGGCACCGAUCCCCACGACAGCUGCUCCAUCUCCAUGGACAGCUACUUCGACGACUUUCUGAAAGACACGGAGACGGAGCAUCUCGCAUGUACUCACACCCACGCCUGCUGCAACCCGCAUGUACGCCAUGACCUUGCCCACCACACCCAGACCUGCGUCCAUGUCCACACCAAGAUCCUCCGGGAGGAGUCGGAUGAUGUCGCUGAGACCUCGGAGUCGCCGCAAGAGACCGACGGCCCAAAGAAGAAGCGCCCGCCGGGUAACCGGGCAGCUGUGAGGAAGUACCGUGAGAAGAAGAAGGCCCACACGACGCUGCUGGAGGAAGAGGUUGCUCGCCUCAAGGCUCUAAACAAGCAGCUCCUGAGGAGGCUUCAGAGUCACUCGGCGCUCGAGGCUGAGGCGUCCAGGCUCCGCUGCCUGCUUGUCGACAUUAGAGGGAGGAUCGAAGGAGAGCUUGGUGCUUUCCCUUACCAGCGGCCUGUGAAGAACAACGAUUCGGCUGACCAGGGAAGUUUCCUUGGUGGUGGUACCCAGCAGGUUAGGCUCACAUGCAACGAGCCGCUCUACCGCAGUCCAGAGAUGCAGGCCACGACAAUAGAUGACGAUUGUGGUACGAGUGGCGAGCUGUUGGGUCAAGCUGCCGUGACAUUGCAAAUAACCAGUGGCUCCCAGGUUUGCCAGAUGAUGUAAAGAGGUGAAGGCAGGACAUGCCGAACAGCUUAUCUUCGCUUUGCUGGGGACUAUUGGUUUCUGUGUACAAGGAAGACUACAUUUGUUGCUUAUAUCGGCCGGGUUGUGUUUGGUUCAAACUGCGGUAUUGCCGAUGAUGCCUGAGGCGCUGCAAGUUGGAUAGCUCUGACGCUACCAGGAGUGGGCAUGUCCGGUCACGUUGCAUUGUUCUGUUUUCGGUUAGGCUCAUGGAGUUUUGACAGCCUUGCGUCUGGUCCUAGAUGCCUCCUUCAAUGAGUAGAUACAUACCGCAUUCCAAGUUAUUGUGGAUAACAGAGAUUUCUGCAUCCAUGGAUUGUGCUAGUUUACUUUUUUUUUAACUCCUCUAUUUUUGAGAUGUUACUGGUAAUAGCUAAAAAUCACAAUGUCUGACCCCUCAAUGUUUGUGAAUAAUAAAGAUCACAAUACAGAAAUAGAAG